GUGUUUUAAGCGAGGGAGAGAGAGAGGGAGGGUGGGGUUGGCAGCACACGGUGCCACAGGCGCACAGGACACAGUUGGAUGAGGAGAAUAAUCCAAAGGGAGGAGGAAGAGGAGGAGGAGAAGGAGGAGGAGGAGGGUGACAGCCGUUGGACGUUUGCAUUCGCAGCAGUCGAACAGAGGAAAGAACCUCUCCAUCAGGAGCUGCGUGUUUUUUUUUUAAAAAAAAAUCACCACCAGCGGUUCGUCCCACGCACCAUGCGAGCUGGAGAGACCCGCCCCGGGCCAUGCUGAACAAGUGUCCGACCCUCCUGCUGGCUCUCACCGCGGUGGCCGGACUUGUGCAGCGAUGCCAGGGCUGGAGCGACGAAGACCUGCUCCUGCCGCCCAUCAACUCCUCCAACAGGUUCCUGGCCAACCUGGAGGUGGACGUGCGCCUCUCCAAGAGGUCCGUGGAAGGGAGCGAAGCCUCCCCGGACACCGUCCCCCUGCAGACGCUGUCCCAGUGCAACGUGAGCGUCCAGAGACUCCUGCCCGCCUCGCUGGUGGCCCGCUGGGACAGCAGCUUCGGCUUCCAGUGCGAUGUCCUCAUCUACACCACCAACAACCACGGAAGGGCUUUUUUCUCCGCGUCCUUCAACCGCGCCAUCUCCCCCGUCGUCAUCGAGCACCUGGGCACCACCGGGGGUCAGCAGGAGUUGAGGCUGUGCGUGGGAUGCGGGCUCUCCCGCUACAGGAGGCUCGGCCCCGGCAGGCAGAGAGGCCAGCAGAGCGGGGAUCAGGUCAAUUUCUGCUGCGUGGAUUUCAGCCUCGACGAGCUGAAGGGUGACAAAAGUUGGAGGCUGAACAGGAAGCCCAUCGAGUCCACACUUGUGGCUUGUUUCAUGACUCUGGUCAUCAUCGUGUGGAGUGUUGCUGCUCUCAUAUGGCCGGUUCCUAUCAUUGCAGGCUUCUUGCCUAACGGGAUGGAGCAGAGAAGACCCAGAUGACUGACCUGACCUUUACAGCCUGUGCUGCCUAUACUUAUUAUUAUUACUUGUAGCCAUUAUAUUCCUUACCGCAAUUCAUGGAAGACUGUUUAUUGAUAUUUGGGUUAUUUAUAACCCCAAUAAACUUCCUCAGAGGACCAAGGUAUGAAUGUGACAGAACUCUACUGGGACCAAUGUGCUUUUUCGGAUAGGUCUUAUAUAGUCUAGAACAGUGUUUCCCAACAUUUAUUGAGCCAAGGCGCAUACACAUAUUAUACCCCCCUAAAAAAAAAUAUCACACUAAUAUUUGAUCGGACCACUUUAAGCACACAUCCAGUCUGCAUUCAUUUUUUUUGUCAAGGUUUUGUAAUGAAGAUGGGAGAUUCAAACUGGACUUCCACUUUUGGGAUGGACACUUCUUAAGGGGCCUUAUCCUACAUUUCUUCCUUUUCCCAUGUAUGUAUACAUUUAAAAUGUUGCAUUCAGCACCAUAUGGAGUUAUCCCGUAUUUAAUUGUUAUGCCUCUCCUAAAACUUGUAAACAGGACAUUCUCGUGAUACAAGUUACAACUUGUAACAUUUUUACUGUGAAUCACAACAAAGUAAGUCUGCGAGGAUGCUGCCAAAUCUGAGCAAAUAAGGAAAAUAAUGUAAUAUUUACCAUGUACACAAUUUAAGAUUUAUGGAGUAUAUUUAUGAGAAGAAAUGUACUAUAGUUCCCCACUAGGAUCCAAGACCCUGAAAUGCAGAUUUAGGACCCCUUUAAUUUGAUUUAUAGAAGUUUCAACAAUCUCCUUACAUGAUGCAACCAUGCUAGUGGUUCUCAGUUGCAGAGUUGCCCUCAUUGGGGGGCAGAAAUAUUUUCGCCCUCUCGAUUUUAAACAUUAUCGAGAAACAUAUUUAUUUAUUUGUACUGUACAGACUGAACAUAAAACUAAAACCAACUAAAUGGAGAGCAGAGAAACAUACAAAAGUAUAUUUAAGAGUCAGAUUGCAUGCUGAGUUUUAUAUAUGUUGGCAGGUCUGCACAAAUAUAAGUACUCCCUGCUUCCCAUGACACCCCUAGGGGGGGCCCCACCACUAUUUUAGAAGCAAUGAUUUCCACGACCACACAAUACGUCCUUGAAGGGUUUUUUUCCCCGUCCAGGCAAUGUAUUUGACAUUUUCUUAAAAUCAAAAUCGACCUACCAACAUGUACACAUUUAUAGUACUCAGCAUAGAAUUUAACUCUUGAGUACGCUUGUAUGCUCUCAAUUGUGUUGCAUUUUCCUGGUUAUAGUUUCAAGUUCAGUCUGUACCAUACAGAUAAAUGAACGGGGGGAGGGGGGGUUUGGGCGAAAAAAAAUUCUGUCCCUUGGGGGAGGCAUGACAGAAAAUAAUGCUAUAUAGAAUAUGCAUAUGCUGUUGCAGAGCACAUGAUCAUAUCGUGCAUCACAACAAACAUACAAGUGCAUAAUUACAACCAAUAUUAGUCAAUAGAAAUAAUAUCAUUAUUUGUAGUAAAUAAAUAAGUCUUUGGGACCAAUUAAGUCAAUUUAAAUAUAAAAACCGUCCACACCGCGAUGGGAAUCACUGUCCUAGAUUAUGUCAGAGUAAACUGCACACUUUUCUCGUUAAAUGGCGUUUGUAGUUUUUCUAGAAUGUUUUUGCCUUAUUCCCCGUGUACAACUUUUUGCACUGCCCAUGUACUGACCAUGUAUAGCAUCAAAUAAUCCAAGUUACUAUAAGCCUUUUUUUCCUAACCCGUUCUGACAAAGGAGUUGUUUAGGACUGACCAGCAAAGAGAGUUUCAGUGUUUAUAACGCUAGAUUUAUAACGUCUGCUCAAUAUGUGUGCUUAUUUGGAUUUAUGUCACACUAUAUACUGUAUAAUGAUAAUAAAAUUGAUUAUAUGACA
Molecule: messenger RNA, 2860 nt
Organism: Doryrhamphus excisus (bluestripe pipefish)
Lineage: Eukaryota; Metazoa; Chordata; Actinopteri; Syngnathiformes; Syngnathidae
Gene: tmem158
Product: transmembrane protein 158
Source: RefSeq, a predicted model, not a curated record